CGAGGUUGAGCUUAUCGAGCUAUCCUUUUCAUCGCGUUCAACCUGCGCAAGUCUCUGGUAGACAGGGUCGUCUCGAUGCCAUCUCACAAGCGCGCCCUUUCUAUCGCACCUCACAUUCACCACUCGAUGCUCCGCGUCUUCACCACCUUGUCUCCCGGGCGCUGAUAUCUACUCGCUUUCCCAGCUAUCCCUCAUCUCACCAUCCUCCAUUCCACAUUUCAUCAAAAUGCCUCACGCAACAGAGCCCCCCGCGCCCGACGCGGAGGAUACCGCCUUCGAGAAUGUGAUGCGACAGAUGAACGGUCCCUUCGGGGAAGGCGACAUGUCGUUUGAUUUCCUCUCCCGCGACUUGGAACCCGGCGAAAAGGCAGACGACGCGGUGGACUACGAAGAUUUCGAUGACGACGAGCUACCCGAAGAAGAAGAGCGAACCGGACCGCCCGCCGAAAAUGGACUCGGGGAACAAGAAGACGACGCAGAUAAAGGCUUGUUUGAAGCGGAGGAGGAUGAUCUCUUCGGUGGCCAGGAGGACGAAAAUCAACAACCACCGCGCGAUGAACUGGACGACCUAUUCGGCGAUGGCCCCUCUUCUCCCCCAGCGGAACAUGCCGACGCAACACGAGAUUUGUUCUUCGAGGAGGAAGGAGAGAGUGAGAAGCCAGCAGAGGCUCCGAAGCCUGUCGAAUCCGCGCCCGCGCAGCCCGAACCCGUGCCGAUGGACGAAGACGAGGACGAACCGAUGCAGGAAGAUGAGGCGUUGAGUCCGACAGCGGAGGAUAUGGACCCGGCUUCUCUUCGCGCCUGGAAGCUCCAACAGGCUCUCUUUGCUAUGUCGUCUUAUGGUCCGGAAAACGUGCCUGCGCCGCCAGAGAAUGUCGAGGAGCUGUUGCAGUCGCUGUUCCCAAUGUUCGACAAGAAUGCUCUUCCGCGUUUCCUUGAGCUGAUCCCCCACAAGAAGGCCUUCUUUGUUGGAAAGCAGCCUCUGAAGCCCCCGAAGCCCGUUAUCCCUAAUAAGGUGAAUAUCGAAUUGGCUCAUGACCAAGAGCGAUCGUUCAAGUCUGGAGGCCAGUCGCUCAAACGUUCGCUGGAGUCGGAGCAUUCCGGCGUGGUUCCCGUCUUGGAGGCGGCCCAGGAGGAGGAACAGGAGAUCAAGGAAGAGUUUGAUCAGGACACAGAUACGGAGGAAGUGCUCCCUGGGGGUAUAACCCAUCAUGACCUUCGUGUUGUCUGCGCGGACUGGGAUGUGAGGGAUGACUUCUCCAUCAUGGACGUUGAGGAGGCGGAGGUCAAAGAGGCCGAUGUUGAUAUGGAAGACGACUGGCUUCUCGAAACCACUCGCCCCGCGAAGAAACGGAAACUUGGAAGAGAUCCGCUUGAAAUCGUCGCCUUGUCCCAUAUUGAUGUACCAGUGAUUGACGACCCGCAACAAGCCACUUCCCGCAUUGCUCAAAAGGUCACAGUCGACAUGAACGAUCCUCAUAUUCUCCUUGACGAGCGAGGAGCGGAGGCUGCUGCGCAGAAGCCAAAGGCGCUGGGUGCUCUCAAGCGGGACGAGUUGGAUGCCAGUGUCACCAAACGUCUGACCUCACGUUACAACAUCUCGAACGAUCAGGCAUACGAUAUGCUGAAACAGAACCAUCAGAACAAGGUUCGCAGUACCCUGGGCAACGUUACCUUGGAGCACAGUAUGCCUGCCCUGCGUCUGCAAUGGCCUUACUACAAGACCGAGCUGUCCAAGGCCGAAGCGCGUUCUUACCAUCGCCCUGCUCUCUCUUUCCGGCCUGGACAGACCUGUUGGUUUAAGAACCCAGCUCAUAUCAAACGAAAGCACCAAAAGGGCAAGGACGUCAAGCAACUUUACGACUCUACAAAGUCGCUCUCUUUGGCUGACAACUCCAACGUUUUGCUGGUGGAAUACUCCGAAGAGGUUCCACUCGUGCUGUCGAAUUUCGGUAUGUCAAAUCGGAUUAUCAAUUACUAUCGGAGAAAGAGCAUGGAAGACCCCACUCGCCCCAAGGCCGAAAUUGGCGAAACCGCGGUUCUCCUCCCCCAGGAUAAGAGCCCCUUCUCCAUCUUCGGACACGUGGAUCCUGGCGAGGUGACGCCGGCCAUCUCGAAUUCUAUGUAUCGUGCCCCAUUGUUCGUGCACGAAGCCAAGAAGACCGACUUCUUGAUCGUACGUAGCAGUACUGGCUCUGGUGGCAGCGAUUAUUACAUCCGUAACAUCGAGAACCUCUAUGUUGCCGGUCAACAGUUCCCGUCGGUAGACAUUCCGGGACCCCAUUCACGAAAGGUCACAACGGUGGCCAAGAACCGGAUGAAGAUGCUGGUAUACCGCUUGUUGAAAAAGAGCCCAGACCUUCGGCUCUCUAUCAGCGAUGUCACCGCGCACAUCCCAGGAACUAGCGAUAUGCAAAAUCGACAAAAAGUCAAGGAUUUCCUCCAGCACGACAAAGACUCCAAGUACUGGGUGCCGAUGGAACCUGUGCCGGAGCAGGACGUGAUUCGGUCAUGGGUCCAGCCCGAGGACGUUUGUCUGCUUGAAUCCAUGCAGGUCGGUCAGCAACAUCUGCACGACACUGGUUUUGGCAAUGAUGCUGAGAAAACCGGCAAUGAAGGCGAGAAAAAGGAACGGGAAGACGAAGACAGAGAUGGCGACGAGGAAGGGGAGAGCUUCGAGCAACAGAUGGCACCUUGGAAGGCAACCCGCAAUUUCCUCCUAGCAUCGCAGGGCAAAGCAAUGCUCAAGCUACACGGUGAAGGUGAUCCUACGGGGCGCGGCGAAGGCUUCAGUUUCAUCAAGACAUCAAUGAAGGGCGGCUUCAAGGCGGUUGGCGAGAGUGUGGAAGAUAAACUCGAUGCCCAGCGGCUCAAGGAGCUCGGAGGCCACAGCUACAAUGUUGCCCGGCAGCAGAAGUCAUAUGAAACGUCCAUCCGACGCAUCUGGGAUUCUCAAAAGGCCAGUCUGUCUUCAACAGUCGAACAUUCGGACGAGGAAAGCGACAUUGACCGCGAGGAAGAGGAGGAGUUCGGCAAGCCGACCCCAAGAUCAGAGGCUCCCACUCCUGCUCCUUUCCGCCGUGACGACGAGACGAUGAGUCAGUUCAGCAGGAUGAGUAUGCCCGCCGACCAAAAGGGCAAGGUUUUGCGCAUUAUGCGGACGCUCAGAGACGAAAAGGGUCAGCUCUACCAGAAAGAACAAACGAUCUGGGAUCCCCGGGUUAUUCGCCACUACAUCCAGCAUCGGCAUCGGGUGGAGGCACUGACCACCAAACUUGAGUCCCUCCAGCCAACGGGCGACAAGGAGAUCGACGCUCGUAACAAGAAGCUGUACGUCCAAAUCAUACCAACAACUACUAACAACCUCCCCUACCCCCAACCCCCUCCAAAGACCAACUCACGCACUAACCCCCCACAGCCUGGAAGCCGAACUCAGCCGUCUCAACCGCAACAAGGAACGACGCUUCGCUCGCGAGAAGCAAAAGGGCGCAGCCCGCGCAUCUGCAGGCGACUCCCCCGCCGAUGGCGGCAAAUCCGCCGGUACACAACGGAAGUGUGCCAACUGCGGCCAAGUCGGCCACAUCAAGACAAACAAAAAACUUUGCCCCCUUCUCAACGGUACCAUGAAACCCGAAGACCGCGUCACCGAUUCCGCCUUCGCGAUGGGUGCUCCGCCCGCGCUGUGAUUCUUUCACAACAUACACCAUUCCGCCUCCUUCCUUUACGAUAUACCUUCCUCAGUCUUCUCUUUCCCUCCCCUUCUUCUCCCUCUCCGGCUGUCGCCGUACACGUACGCCGAAAGACCACCUCUCGUGCCGCUAAUUCAUAUAUUCCUAUCCCUCCCUGCCUCUCUCGUGAUACCCUACCUUUUUCUCGACGUCAACAUGUCUAACAUACCGGCUCUCACCUACGUCUGUUUUCGCUGGUAUGCCUAAUUCUCGCUAUUCAAGGUAACGCGACACUUCCAUAUAUGUGGGUGUUAGAAUACAACUUCUUUUUUCAAGUUCAUACUUUGUUUACUUUCUUCGCCUUGCAAACAUUGCAUUGGGUGGAUUAUUGAGGGUCGCUUUUGACAGACUGACACUUGCAUCUGGAGUUUCAAGGCGACGGGGAUGGAUGGUUGGAUGUGUUCUAUGAUGUCUGAGUUAUGACAAAUGGAAGAUACAUUUCCUUUUCCUUGAUAAAAAUUUUCAUUAGCACUGGACAUUGCAGUGAAAGAUAGCGUGUGCAUCUGUCAUGCAAGAUAAUCAAUAGUACGUCAUAG
Messenger RNA from Aspergillus eucalypticola CBS 122712, 4264 nucleotides. Its product is annotated as DUF3591 domain-containing protein. The record is from RefSeq and is a predicted model, not a curated record. The transcript is spliced from 3 exons. Gene Ontology annotation, biological process: RNA polymerase II preinitiation complex assembly; transcription by RNA polymerase II. Bases 227 to 3892 code for a protein of 1221 amino acids. Gene Ontology annotation, molecular function: TBP-class protein binding; RNA polymerase II general transcription initiation factor activity; histone acetyltransferase activity. Gene Ontology annotation, cellular component: transcription factor TFIID complex. Lineage: Eukaryota; Fungi; Ascomycota; Eurotiomycetes; Eurotiales; Aspergillaceae.